UAUCCUUACCAUCACAUGAGAAACGGAAGGACACUUAAACUGUAAGAAAACCAGUAGUGGCCAAGAGAUGGGAUGACAAGGGAAAAGAGGUGAAAUACACUCCUUAAGAGGGGAAAAGAAAAAGCCAAGAAUCCUGCAUCCUUGGCUGAGAAGCAGGGUAUGGGCCGAGGUCCUGGCCAGGAUGAAAUGAGAGAUGGGAACGACACCAUUCCAUCAACAAUGUCUUCUCUGUGACACGCUGUGCAGGACGCUGGCAAACACUGCUUUCCAACUGCAAAGCCGGCACAGGAUUGAGAAGCCCCAUCCCAGUGGAGACUUCCUGUGACUCUCACCACAGCAAAAGGAGGUAAGCACAGCGGGACAGAGGCCAUGCCCCCAGGGACAAAACCAUGGUUUGGAUUAUUGAAAUGGGGCUUCCUUGGAUGGUCAGUAUUAGAGGCAGUGGUGAAGCCUUGAUUUUCUGAUUCCAGACCCCGAGUCCUUUUCAUGGCAAAUGUCAAGCCACAUACUACCUUGUCCUCUGACCUUGACCUGGUUGUCCAAGGUCAGAAGUUUUCUCCAUGUCCCAUCCCAUUUUCUGACCAAUAUACUCCUUCUCCCCCUCCAAAAAAUCACUUGAUGGCUUCUUCUAGCCAAAAAUAACAUUGGUGGAAUACCAGAAUGGAAAGAGGAAGAGACAUGUGGAAAUGCAGCUGGGUUGAUAGCCUUGCAGCCUCUGGUGUAAUUGCUUUCAUCCUUGAUGAAGCAUCUUCACAGUGUGUUUGACCACGGAAGGAGAGCUAUUGUCAGGAUUCCCAUUUUGCAGCUGGGAGAACUGAGACAUAGAGGUAUUAAGCACUUCAUCCAGUGACGUGUAUCCUAAAGAUCAAGAGCCAGAUCUCAACCGUCUGAGUUUAUCUCCACGUCCCUCCAGGGGACAGAGCUCUGGUUGGACCCCCGGGAAGCCCUUCGGUUUCACUCCUUCCAUGCAUUCCCCUGUGAUCCCGGUCAAGCCUUGUCAGCCCUGGGCUUGAGCGCCUACUCUGUAAACUCAAGGACCAAAUCACCUGGUCUCUUAGAACAUUCUCGAACGUGGUUCACGAGACAGCAUACAACACAUCUUGAAGACCCUGAAAGUGCUCAGAUUUCCCCCCAGCAAAGAAACAUGAGAUGCCCUGGCCCUUGAAUUGUACACUUUUAGAGCAAAUAUCAUCCAGACUCUGCACUGUUUCUCAAGUACGAUCUAGGGAGUGAGCCAAUGCCAAUAGAUGGAAGAGAAGAUUUAUUUUUGUUUGUGAGAGUCACAGACCCUUCUUUCAGGCUCGAUGGGACCACGGGGAGGCCUGUGCAGGCCACAGCAUCUCUGCACAACGAGGUCAUGUCGCGCUCUCUCUGCUCGAGGCCUGGGAGGAUGCUUUUGAAAUGAAUCAGGAAAUUACUUAUCAAUCCGAGGCCCCAAAGAGCCAUGAGCCUUCCCCACUGCCAAAGGCAAGGGGAUUUCAAGAGAAAGCUCCACAUCUGUGCGCUCUAGAGUUCAAAGACUCCAGCUGUUGGAAGGUCUCACGAGCCAUAGCCAAAGAUGUUUGUCUUGCUCUAUGUUACAAGUUUUGCCAUUUGUGCAAGUGGACAACCUCGGGGUAAUCAGUUCAAAGGCGAUACCUACUCCCCGAGAUAUAUCUGUAGCAUUCCUGGCUUACCUGGACCUCCAGGCCCCCCUGGAGCAAAUGGUUCCCCUGGGCCCCAUGGUCGGAUCGGCCUUCCGGGACGAGAUGGUAGAGACGGCAGGAAAGGAGAAAAAGGUGAAAAGGGGGCUGCAGGUUUGAGAGGUAAGACUGGACCACUGGGCCUUGCUGGAGAGAAAGGGGACCAAGGAGAGACUGGGAAAAAAGGACCCAUGGGACCUGAGGGAGAGAAAGGAGAAGUAGGUCCUGUUGGGCCUCCUGGACCAAAGGGAGACAGAGGAGAGAAAGGGGAGCCGGGGCUGCCUGGUGUUUGUAGAUGUGGAAGCAUCGUUCUCAAAUCUGCUUUUUCUGUUGGCAUCACAACCAGCUACCCAGAAGAAAGGCUACCAAUCAUAUUUAACAAGGUCCUCUUCAAUGAGGGAGAGCAUUACAACCCUGCAACGGGGAAGUUCAUCUGUGCUUUCCCAGGAAUCUAUUACUUUUCUUAUGAUAUCACAUUGGCGAAUAAGCAUCUGGCAAUUGGGCUGGUACACAAUGGGCAGUACCGGAUAAAGACCUUUGAUGCCAACACAGGAAACCAUGAUGUGGCUUCAGGGUCCACAGUCAUUUAUCUUCAGCCAGAAGAUGAAGUCUGGCUGGAGAUCUUCUUCACUGACCAGAAUGGCCUCUUCUCAGACCCAGGUUGGGCAGACAGCUUGUUCUCCGGAUUUCUCCUGUACGUUGACACAGAUUAUCUAGAUUCCAUAUCAGAAGACGACGAGCUCUGAUCAGCACCGUUGGCCUGAAUGUCCCAGGAUCCUUGUGGCAGACACUUUGAUUUAAUCUGGGCCCUGCCAGGUGGAACAAGAAGAAAUGAGCUCCAAAAAGACUCCCACUCAGAUUCCAGAGCAUUUACAGUUAUAGCAGAAUCUAUUAAAGCAAGUUGGAACCACCAAACUGCUGAAAUCAUGCCAAAAUGAAUUUAUAAAACAAUAACCUCAGAUAUGUUUUCUCAAAAGUGAUGGUUCAUAAAUAUUUAAACAAAUUAAAGACAAUGUUACAAAUUUUCUAUUAAAUUCCUUGAGUGCUGAAACAAAGCUGGCAAUGAUAUUGUCUCAUUAAAUUUUUAUAAAGUUACAUUUUUGCCUGUUAUUUAAGAGAAGCAUAACAUACCACAAUCCUUGACAAUUCUCAAAAGGCUGUAGUACGUAAAAAUAAUAAUAAUAAUAAAGGUAAGAGAUGCCAAGAAAU
Sus scrofa (pig) is the source of this 2891-nucleotide messenger RNA. It is a transcript of the gene C1QTNF7, whose product is annotated as C1q and TNF related 7. Gene Ontology annotation, molecular function: protein binding. The record is from RefSeq and is a predicted model, not a curated record. Lineage: Eukaryota; Metazoa; Chordata; Mammalia; Artiodactyla; Suidae.